Molecule: messenger RNA, 2089 nt
Organism: Vidua chalybeata
Lineage: Eukaryota; Metazoa; Chordata; Aves; Passeriformes; Viduidae
Gene: RNF41
Product: ring finger protein 41
Exons: 7
Coding region: 306-1259 (317 amino acids)
Biological process (GO): positive regulation of JNK cascade; protein K63-linked ubiquitination; tumor necrosis factor-mediated signaling pathway
Cellular component (GO): plasma membrane signaling receptor complex
Molecular function (GO): ubiquitin protein ligase activity; zinc ion binding
Source: RefSeq, a predicted model, not a curated record
GGCGCGGCACUUCCGGCGCGGCGGGGCCGGGCGGGGGCACCGGGAGGAGGCCGCGGCCGCCGCUGAGCCCCGAGCGGCCCCGAGCGGCCCCGAGCGGGCCGGGCCCGCCGCCCGCGAUCCGUCCUCCAGGACCUCGCGGCUCCGCCCUGUGGGAGAGGAGAGGGAAAAAUGGGAGAAUUUUGGGAGAAAUUCCCUGCACAGAGUGAGGCCAGCCCAGCCCUGCGUCGUUCCAGGAGGAAUUCUGCCACGGGAGGUGUGCCCUGACCCGUGCCCGCCCCGCAGGGUUCUGGCGCCGGUGACGAGCGAUGGGGUAUGAUGUGGCUCGGUUCCAGGGGGACGUUGACGAGGACCUGAUCUGCCCCAUCUGCAGCGGGGUCCUGGAGGAGCCGGUGCAGGCCCCGCACUGCGAGCACGCCUUCUGCAAUGCCUGCAUCACGCAGUGGUUCUCGCAGCAGCAGACGUGCCCGGUGGACCGCAGCGUGGUGACGGUGGCCCACCUGCGCCCGGUGCCGCGGAUCAUGCGGAACAUGCUCUCCAAGCUGCAGAUCACCUGCGACAACGCCGUCUUCGGCUGCACGGCCGUCGUGCGCCUCGACAACCUCAUGGCCCACCUCAACGACUGCGAGCACAACCCCAAGCGCCCGGUCACCUGCGAGCAGGGAUGCGGGUUGGAGAUGCCCAAGGACGAGCUGCCCAACCACAACUGCAUCAAGCACCUGCGCUCGGUGGUGCAGCAGCAGCAGACGAGGAUCGCCGAGCUGGAGAAAACCUCGGCCGAGCACAAGCACCAGCUGGCCGAGCAGAAGAGGGACAUCCAGCUGCUCAAGGCCUACAUGAGGGCGAUCCGCAGCGUCAACCCCAACCUGCAGAACCUGGAGGAGACCAUCGAGUACAACGAGAUCCUGGAGUGGGUGAACUCGCUGCAGCCGGCGCGGGUGACGCGCUGGGGCGGCAUGAUCUCCACGCCGGACGCGGUGCUGCAGGCGGUGAUCAAGCGCUCGCUGGUGGAGAGCGGCUGCCCGGCGUCCAUCACCAACGAGCUGAUCGAGAACGCCCACGAGCGCAACUGGCCGCAGGGGCUGGCCACGCUGGAGACGCGCCAGAUGAACCGGCGCUACUACGAGAACUACGUGGCCAAACGCAUCCCCGGCAAGCAGGCCGUGGUGGUGAUGGCCUGCGAGAACCAGCACAUGGGCGAGGACAUGGUGCUGGAGCCGGGGCUCGUCAUGAUUUUCGCUCACGGCGUGGAGGAGAUCUGAGGGAGAAAAAAAAAAAAUUAUUUCCGCCCUCGGGACGGCGGGGAGGUUGGGGGGGGUUUUUUCCCGGAUUUGGGUUUUUAGGUGGUUUUCGCUCACGGCGUGGAGAUUUGGAAGGAAUCAACGGUUCCGCCGUCUCGGGAGGGCAGGGGUUUCCUGGACUUGGAAUUUUAGGGUUCCCCGCUUGAUUUGGACCCGUUACAAAGCCAGCUCGGCUCGCCCCGUUUCAAGGAGAGGGGGAGCGGGGGCUCCACGCACUGCCAGACCCCUCGGGGGUCCCCCAAAUCCCGGCCCUGCUGCCCGUCUCCUCGCCCCCUCUGGAAUUUCCACCUGGCUUGGUGUCCCCCAGUGGGCACUGCUGGUGUCACCAACCCUGGAGUGAGGGGUCCUUGGCCUUGGGGACCCUCCUGUCCCCCUCGCUUUGUGCAUGCCCCAUUCCCUGGCCCCGGGAGCAGCCGGAUCCCCCCCGGGCAUCUCCCACCUCCUCCCAGUCCGUGUUUGGCUCUGCUUUCUCCACCCUUGGUGUUACUUUUCCAGACACUCGUGAUUGUGGUUCUGUUUUUUUUGGGUUUUUUUUUUUUUUUUUUUUUUUUUUUUUUGUACUUUAAUUUUUUUUUGACCUUUUCUCAUUUUUACUUCCCCUUUUUAUUUGAUUUUCCAAGUACCGUGGGCAGGCACCUCUGGCCUGGGUCCGUGGGACUCGUUGGGAAUUUAAUUUAUUUGCAUUUAUUUUGGUUAUUUUUUACCAUUGUUUCUCCUCCGGUGUCGGUCCCGGCAGAUCCGGCGGGAGGCAGGGAUUGAAGUGAUCAAUAAACAGAAUUCUGGUUGCUUUA